AUGUGCCAGAUCCAGCCAGAGGACUCUCGCAGUUUUGAAUGGGAUGGCAUUUUCCUGACUGCCACUUACAAUGACGCUAACAAUGCCCCGCAGACAGAGAAGCUCACCUGUAGAAUGUUGAUCCACCUCUGUCUGGUGGAUGUCCCGGGGAUUCCCGGUCAGAAGUUUCUGAUCCAAGCCUACACCACCAAAGGACUGAGACAGAGUGCCCCUCACAGCACAUUUCACUCCACAAAGCCUCAGACAGUCCUGGGUCUGUUGGACAACUCCAGCUCCACCUCUCAUCUACACCUUUUGAUCCUCCCCCCUACUUACUCUUACUUCAACCUAUACAACAUAGAGGUGUUCAAGGAGAAUGGAUCUGAGCUGCUGUUUGAUCAAAACAUCUCACUAAGUCAUGACGAGACGGACAUAUUCCUGUGGAAUCUUACAGCCGGCACCUUGUAUAACUUCUCUGUUACAACUAGAACAAUCUGGGAAGAAAGUGACAUAUAUUCUACAGAAUUUGUUACAUACCCUAACAGUCCUGAACAUUUGCAGAUAAAAGAGGUCACCAACUCCAGUGUGACCUUGACCUGGAUGCCAGUGACCUCUGGAGGCCUGGAUUAUUAUCAGUGUAGUAUAUCUCCCAGGGAAACCAACACACAGUCUCCAGUCGAGCAAGCUAACCUUCAGAUCAGACAAGUGACCUUCAAUAACCUUGUCCCUGGGAAGAAUUACACUGUAGCUGUCCGAGCUGCCAAACAGAAAAAGCUAAGUCCCCAGAUCACAGCAGAAUUACUCACAGUUCCAAAUCCACCAGAGAUGGUGAACAUAACUCCUAUCAGCGGCAGAGAACUGGAUGUUGAUUGGUCACCACCAUCCAAUGGAAUUGUGGAUUACUAUACUCUGUACCUGACAGCAGACCACACCCACCCAAUAAAUGUAACAGAGAGAGUAUACAUAAGUUACCACAGGUUUACCUCCCUACACCCCGGGGAGACCUACACAGUCCAUAUCAGGUCACACGUAGCCAACAUGAUGAGUUCAGAGGUUACCCAGUCAGCCAUGACAAACCCCAGCUCUGUGGCUGAGUUGUAUGUGGAUCACGUAGGAACUAACACAGUUAAUAUUUCCUGGCCCAGACCUAAUGGUAGUACAUUUGAUACCUUCCAGAUUGCUAUAGACCCCCCUCAUGCACAGUCUCCCAUUUCCAUCCCAGAAUCCAGUGACAUUUUACAGUACACCUUCACUAACCUGACCCCUGGUCAGCUGUACAAGAUUUCCAUCACCACGGUCAACAAGGGCAUCCAGAGUGACCAGGCCAGUGUUCAUGUUAUCACAGAACCAAUGCCUGUAGAAGAUUUGAAUGUGACCUCUGGUGACCCCCACACUCUCAAUGUGGAGUGGAGAACAGUUGACCCCAGACAACAACAUCACUUCAUUCUUCAGUACCAUGACUGGUUAGACAGUGGUAAUACAUCUCUACCCAUGGUUCUUGCUCUCCAUGAUAAAUUUAAGUACGAGACACACAUCCUAAAUCUGAGACCUGGUCACCACUACUCUGUGUACGUUCAGGCUAAACAGGUCUUGGAUGCAGGGAACGGCUCCCUUGUAGCCUACAGCUCCUGGCAGAGUGUCAACAAGACUACAAAACCCAACAAGGUAAUGAAUUUGACAUACACCUCGUCCCAUAAUGACAUCACCCUGACAUGGUUGCCAGGCAACGACAGCAUACAGGAUAGUUACUUUGUCUGGUACCGGGCCCGUCUCCAUGGUGACUACAGUCAAUGGAAGAAAAACAUCAGUGACAAUACACAAAUCGUUCUCUCUUCCUUGUUCCCUGGACUCUUGUAUGAGAUGGUAGUGUUUGCUGUCAGCCAUUCUGAGAUGAGUCCGCCCUCAGUUGUGUCUGCACUAAUGCCUCCUCUACCUCCUAGCAGUUUAGAAGUAACAUCUGUCACCAGUAACAGCCUUUCUCUCAAGUGGACGUACAACAGUAACACAACCUACAUAGAGAGCUGGAAUCUCACUUACACCAGUCUGAUAGACAGUGUGUCUAACACAGUUAAUAUCCAGGCCAACUCAUCAAACAACACUGUUAGAUACAAUAUUACUGGACUUACUUCUGGACACACCUAUAAUAUCACUAUCUACAGUAUUGUGCAAAAUUCUGUCUCCAAGUCUGUGAAUUUGAAUGUCUCUGUCCAGCCAGAAAUAAAGACAGUUUUGUCUGAGGGAAAUGUUGGAAGUAAAAACAUCUCAGUCUUGUACACUGACACUGACAACUACUUUGAGUAUUAUGUGUUUGAACUGGUGGCCACGUCAUCAAUAGUGAAGAAGAACAGAACUGACACAGAUCGCAGUGUGGUGUUCUCAGGUCUAGAGGGAGGGACCCAGUACAGUAUCAAAGUGACUGCUGUCAGUGGGGACCAGUCUAGUCCUCCCACUUUUAUACAGAUACGUACUGUGCCUGAGCUACCAUAUGUUGGUAGAGAGAAGUCAGCUAACUAUAUUAAGUUGACCAUCCAUAAACCAAAUGGAAAUGUUGAUUCGUACCGUGUAACGUGUUCUAAAAGUUGUGGAUCCCAAACAAGACUAGCAAACCAGACAACAGUUGUGCUAGAGUUCGGUCCCCUAAAUCCAUACACAGAUUAUCAGUUUGAAAUUGAAGCCAUUGCUGGGUAUAAACACAGCUCCCUCUUUAUCUCCUCCAGGACAGAAGAAUCAGCACCCUCUGCUGUUCAGAACUUGAAUGUGGUUGAGAUUUCACCCAGGACUGUAAAUGUGAGCUGGUCACCCCCUAGAAAUCCUAAUGGAAUCAUCCGUUCUUAUCACAUAGCAUACACUGCAGAGGAUGAGUUUGGGCACAUUAUGGACCAGGGUGAGAAGGACAUUGGAGUGACCACAGAACUUAUGGCUGCUCAGCUUAUCAGAGAGAAAUUCACAGACCUUAAGGCUGGACUCAAAUAUACAUUCAAAGUGUCAGCUAGAACUGUAAUAGAAAAUAUUCCAGAGAAGUUUGAAAUUGUUCUACGCACCUACAAUCCUCCUAUCAAAGACAGCCUGACCUUGAGUCAAACAAAACCAAAGCAGCUGACCUCAGGAGGUCAAACUGUGACCCCCUCCACCAUUACGGCCAACUUUACAAAUGCCUUCUCUGAUAAGUACGGCAGUAUACAGGCCUACACAGUCAUUAUAGCCACAGACCCUGAUGAGGAGCACAUCAAAACCAGCACCCUGCCCGACUGGAAGGCUGCCCAGAUCAACCCCAACAUCAAAGCCUACCAGACCAUUCGGAACUGCUCGGACUUCUUCCAGUUGACGUCUUCCUGCGGUCGAGCUCGGUCCAGGCGGAGUGUGGUGGAGAAGAAUUUUAAAGUGUUUGAGAUUGGUGUGGAGGCAGAUUGUAAUAAUGUGUUGUACUGUAAUGGUCCACUCAAACAGAACACUAAGUACUACAUCAGACUGCGGGCUUACACAGCGGGGGGAUACGCUGACACUGCUUACUCAGAUCCUAUCACCACAGGGAUAGUCCCUGCCGCAGAUGAUGAAGCCAAUGUGGGAGCAAUCGUCGCAGCAGUCGUCUGUUCUGUCUUUGUCAUUGUCUUCAUCAUCGCCAUCUUCUUCUUCCGAAGUCGGUUACAGAAAAAGAGCCCAGAGGGACCACCAGGUCAUUCUCCCAGAACAAGCUUCAGUCGACACAAGAAAAGUCAUGAGUUCAAGGUGGCAGACUUCAAGGAGUACAUUAAGACAUUGUCAGCUGACUCGGAUUUUAAAUAUGCUGAACAAUUUGAGGAUCUGAAGGAAGUAGGAAGAGAUCAGUCCUGUUCUGCAGCAGAGCUCCCAGUCAAUCGGGGGAAGAAUCGUUUUACCAAUAUUUUACCUUACGACCAUUCCCGUGUCAAACUCCUCCCCACAGAUGAUGAAGAAGGAUCAGACUACAUCAAUGCUAACUACAUGCCGGGAUUUACAUCCAAGAGAGAAUACAUCGUUACACAGGGGCCACUACCUUCCACCAGGGAUGAUUUCUGGAGAAUGAUCUGGGAGCAAAACGUCCGUAAUAUUGUCAUGUUGACUCGCUGUACAGAAAAAGGCAGGGAGAAAUGUGAUCACUACUGGCCUACUAAUUCAGAUGCCAUGUUUUAUGGAGAUUUACAAGUGGCUGUUCUCUCAGAGACACGUUUCCCAUCCUGGACCAUCUCAGAAAUGAGGGUAGCUUAUGGUAACGUCACUCGACCCAUCAGGCACUUUCAUUUCACCGCUUGGCCAGACUUCGGAGUACCAGAGAAGCCUCCAACACUGAUUAAGUUUGUACGCAUUGUUAGAGAUCAGAUGAUUAGAGAAUGUGGUCCAAUUCUGGUUCAUUGUAGUGCGGGAGUUGGAAGAUCUGGCACCUUUAUCGUGUUGGAUCGCCUGCUACAGGAAAUUAAAGAGCGUGAUACUGUUGACAUCUUCUCCAUUGUACACGAUCUGAGGAAGGAACGAGUCUGGAUGGUACAGACAGAGCAACAGUACGUGUGUAUACACCAGUGUCUACUGUGUGUGUUAGAGGGCAGGGAAGAGGAACAUGUGUAUCAGAAUGUAGGAAUAGCUAAUGCAGCAUUUGAUGCUGAUGAUGAAGGCAUCAAUGUAGAAAUCCCCUGAGAGGACCUCACUGCCAAACAAUCCUGGUGUUUCCCUCUAAGGGGCCCCAUGUCAUCUGACAUAUGUGUCCUAAUUCCUACAGGAUUUGUUGUUUGGAAACUGAGUAUUUUCUCUUUACAAGGUGUAUUACUUUUUGAAAACAUUUUAAAUUUACACAUUGCAGUUAACUCCCUUAAUGUAGAUUACAACAUUGCUGUUAACUCCCUUUUUGUAGAUUACACCUUUGCAGUUAACUCCCUUUAUGUAGAUUACAACGAAUUUUUUUUUUGUGGGCCCACUAAUAUCAGACUUUUUUUUCAUAUUUCUUAUACUGCAUAAUCCCACCACAUUCCAUUAUAAACUGCCAGUAUAUAUGUGUUUUCUAAAAAUUUUUUUCAUAUUUGAUAUAAAUUCAAUGUUUUUAACUGAUAAUAUGCUAUGCUUCUAUUUUUAUUGCGGUAGUGAUAUUACAUGAUGAGGUUGUGUAUUUACGGUUUAUUCUAUCAGAAUUGUUGGUGCUGUCAAUAUUGUGUACAUAUCCAUUCCAUGUCCAUGUAUAUUGUUUUAUUUUUAUGAUAUUUAUUAUAUUUAUUGUUUGACCAUGUUGUUUACUGUGUAUUUUUAAAAAUGACAUUGAAAGUU
This is a messenger RNA of Saccostrea echinata, 5247 nucleotides long. RefSeq names its product tyrosine-protein phosphatase 10D-like. The transcript is spliced from 27 exons. Gene Ontology annotation, molecular function: protein tyrosine phosphatase activity; protein binding. NCBI's taxonomy places the organism in Eukaryota, Metazoa, Mollusca, Bivalvia, Ostreida, Ostreidae. The record is from RefSeq and is a predicted model, not a curated record. Bases 1 to 4626 code for a protein of 1541 amino acids. Gene Ontology annotation, biological process: protein dephosphorylation.